Trichoderma harzianum CBS 226.95 is the source of this 519-nucleotide messenger RNA. RefSeq lists its product as hypothetical. The coding region runs from base 1 to 519 and encodes 172 amino acids. Gene Ontology annotation, cellular component: plasma membrane. The transcript is spliced from 2 exons. Gene Ontology annotation, molecular function: copper ion transmembrane transporter activity. The record is from RefSeq and is a predicted model, not a curated record. Lineage: Eukaryota; Fungi; Ascomycota; Sordariomycetes; Hypocreales; Hypocreaceae. Gene Ontology annotation, biological process: copper ion transmembrane transport; intracellular copper ion homeostasis.
AUGACGAUGCUCAUGGCCAUGGUCUUUCAAACCGACAUCCACACGCCCCUCUACGCAAACUCGUGGACGCCCAGCCAAGCCGGCACCUACGCCGGCACCUGCAUCUUCCUCAUCGCCCUCACCGUCAUCGCUCGCCUUCUAGUAGCCUUUAGAAUUCGCCAGGAGCGCAUCUGGUCCGACAAGGACGCCCAGCGGCGCUACGUCGUCGUCAAUGGCAAGGAGCCCGUGUCGGAGCGCCUCUCGCGAGACCCCGACGCCAAGAGCAUGAACAUGAUGCUCUCGGAGAACGGCGUCGAGGAAAAGGUUUUCGUCGUGCAGAAGAGGCACUCUUCAGUUCAGCCGUGGCGAUUCAGCGUUGAUCCCGUCCGAGCUGCCAUGGACACUGUCAUUGUUGGUGUUGGAUACCUCCUCAUGUUGGCCGUCAUGACCAUGAAUGUCGGAUAUUUCAUGUCUGUCCUUGGUGGAACAUUCCUAGGGAGCCUCCUCGUCGGCCGCUAUUGCCCCCUUCCCUCCCACUAA